Messenger RNA from Tribolium madens (black flour beetle), 2144 nucleotides. RefSeq names its product tetratricopeptide repeat protein 39B-like. Gene Ontology annotation, molecular function: protein binding. The record is from RefSeq and is a predicted model, not a curated record. The coding region runs from base 198 to 1952 and encodes 584 amino acids. NCBI's taxonomy places the organism in Eukaryota, Metazoa, Arthropoda, Insecta, Coleoptera, Tenebrionidae. The transcript has 10 exons.
AUUAACGUUAGUCUAUAUUUUAUAUUUUUCCAAUGUUCCUAAUCACGCUUAUUACCAAAAAAUACCCAUUGACUGCGAAAUUGUUUUCAAAUAAUAUUUCUUUUUCUUAGUUAAGAAAAAAAUACCCUAGGUUUUUGUCGCUUCACGUGUCGUAACCACCAUGUUGUGAGACAGUGACUCUUUGUUUACCAACAGUGAUGGCUUCCUACUCCGACAGUGAAGAUGUGGACGAUCAAGAUUGGGAUGAGUUCGAGGAUGCGGUCAACGACAUUGACUUUCCUACACCCCAGGGUGACAUGACUUUAGAACGUGCCGUUGAUGAAAGUCAAAAGGCGAUAAACUAUUUUUUUAACAAUCAAUUCCUGGAGGCGAAAAACUUGAUGGAACCUUAUGCUGCUACCAGCAUUUAUCAUUCCCUUGGACAUUCAGUAUUUCUUUUUCUUGAGGCUAUUUUGACUUUUGAACACAAAUCGAUAGUAAAUGCUUCCACGGCUUUAAAACAUGCGAUUCGAGUGUGUAAUAAGCAAAGAAGGAAGAACACUUUUGGGGAGUCUUUGGGGAAAAUGGUGAAACGAAAUAAUUUUGAUCAAUAUACGGAGGAGGAAGCUCAUGCCGAGCUCUGCCACGCUGAGUGUCUUCUACUUAAGUCAAUGUUGACUUUCAUGGAAGACGAAACGUUGAGCAGUUUUAUUAAAGCAGGAAUUAAAAUUCGGUCAUGCUACAAUUCUUACAAGGAUUGCCAACAGAUUUUAUUGAAAAGUCAAUGGGAAAAGAGCUCUUCGAAAGUACAUUUUGAAAGUGGGGUUAAAAUGGGCAUAGGCACUUUUAAUCUUAUGAUAUCUCUGUUACCAUCGCGAGUAAUCAAAUUAUUAGAAUUUAUAGGAUUUUCCGGGAACAAACAAUUAGGUCUUAACGACCUCGUCGAAGGGUACAAAACCGAUGGUCUUCGCCAGAUUUUAUGUUUAAUGACACUCCUUGGGUACAAUUUAAUCGUCCUCUAUGUUUUAAGUCAUCAAGAAGGUGAUAUUAAAUUAAGUGAAGAAAUACUAAACAAACAACUGAAAAAGCACCCGCAAGGAGUUUGGUUUUUGUUUUUUAAAGGCCGAUUAGAAUUUAUGAAAGGUGAUCUUGAGUCCAGUAUAGACUGGUACAAAAAAUCAUGGAAAUCACAGAGUUUAUGGCCUCAGUUCCAUCAUGUGUGUUUCUGGGAACUGUUGUGGGUUUAUUGUUUGAAAGGAGACUGGAAAGAAGCACUAACUUAUUGCACAUCUCUUCUCGAAGGUAGCCGCUGGUCAAGAACCAUUUACAGCUAUCAAAAAGCCGCACUUUUGUGUAUGAUGAAAGAGGAGCUUUCAUCUACAGAUAUUGUUGUGAUAGACAAUUUAAUGAAGGAUGUUCCUAAAUAUAAACAAAGAAUUGCCGGAAAAUCAUUGCCAUUAGAAAAAUUUGCCGUAAAAAAAUCAGAACGUUACUUCGAACAGGGUCACAACCUAAUCUUGCCAGUAAUAGAAUUAAUGUAUGUGUGGAAUUUGUUCAAAGCGAUGAAAAAUUUCAACGUUGCUAAUAACAUAUUCAAAAUUAUUGACAAAGCUCUAAAAUCUUUGAAUUCAAAGACACAGACGUCAAAAUAUGAUACUGACAAUAGAGCACUAAUUUUGCUACUCCAAGGGGCGUGUUUGCGUCAAAUGAAAAGUCCUUUGCAGGCUUUGACAUGUUUGGAAACUGUGAUUUCGUUACAGAAGGAUAUUGUCGAAGAUCACUACUUAGUGCCGUAUGCUAUAGUCGAACUGGCACUCAUUGAAUGGGAAGAGGGUAACAAAGAGAAGGCAAUUCUGGCUCUCGAGGAUGCAAAGAAAAACUAUUCGGGCUAUUCAUUGGAGUCGAGGCUGCACUUCCGGAUCCACACCGCUCUAACUGAAUACAAAGCGGAAAUGAAGAAUACAAAAAACUAAAAAUUUUAACCUAAUAACAUGAUAUUGUUGCAUUUGAAUGACAGUUGUGUUCCUGAAUUAGCACCCAUAACAACAUACCAUUUUGUAUAGUCCUAGCACUGUGUAUACCAAUAUUUAUAAGAAAGGCUGUGUUGUUAUACUACUGUUUUGUGUUGUUUAUUUCUAAAUAAAUUUGCAUUUAAUUUGUUGAUA